Messenger RNA from Sesamum indicum (sesame), 1417 nucleotides. RefSeq names its product rhomboid family protein. The record is from RefSeq and is a predicted model, not a curated record. Lineage: Eukaryota; Viridiplantae; Streptophyta; Magnoliopsida; Lamiales; Pedaliaceae.
CCACGUGUACUAAAUCAUUCGUACGCUACCACUUCCUUUUAACAAAGCUCAUGAGAAGGAACAAGAUUCUCAGUUCCUGUUUUGCUCUUCACACACUUGUGCAGCAGCUCUGAAUCCCUUCUUCAAUUCUAUUCAGGAAUUGCUAUACGCGUACGUAUACCUACAAAAAUGGCGGACAAGCCCAGCAGAGCUUUGGUAUUGUAUGGAGAUGGGUUAGCCCGAUUCAUCAGCCCGACGCAAACCCACCUCCAUUCUUUCGCUUCUCGGGCCUGCUGUGGUUUUCUGGCUCUCCCUCAUUCCCCUCCUUCAGAAAACGAGGAUGCAAGAAUAAUCAGGGAGUUUGCCGAGCUACUGGAUGCGAAUGAAGCGUAUCAAAAUUUGGAUUCAAAAAGAGUAGGUGAAGACAAACCUGAAGAAAAGUGUGCAUUCCCAUCUCUAGCAGAGAGGUUCAUGGGAAUGAAAGCAGCUACAGUCACUGACAAUUUAGGUUUGAAAUCUUUUGGAGGUAUACUCGGCUUCAAGGUGUUGCAAUGGGAUGAAUUUGGCUUCUGAAUUGCUGAAAUUGCUUGGUUUUGAAGAUGGGAAGAUAAUUGACAGCAACGAUUUUGAUUUAGUUGUUGUUCAUGUUGGGGCUGGUGAAAAGAUGAAUGGUUACAAAGACGUAGAAUUUGUGAACUGUUUGGUUGGUGAUUUAUUGCAUAUUGCACAAUCUGAAACUGAUAUUGGUUCUAGGUUGCAUAUGUCUGUUAUCAUGAGCUAUGGAGCUACCCUAGAGAAUGACCAUUUAGAACUCCCGGUUUCUGAUAGUAAACCUGAAAAUAACAGCGAAAUUUCACUGCUUUUCCCACGUCAAAGUUACACGGUGCAAGCAGGGAAGCCAAGGGAAAAUAUUAGGCAUUACUGCCCGAUGCUGCAUGCCCAGUAUCAGAAGGCGGUAACUCGCGUGGACACAGUGGAGUCAUUCACCUUAAGAGAUAUUAUUGAGAACAGUGGAAACCUCAUAAUACCGGCCGACAGGGUCUUGCAUGAAGUUGCAUUUAAGAUUUGGAAGGCCCCAAAAUACGGGGCGUGAAAUGAUGCUACGAGGGCUAUUUUGCAACUGAAACAAUGAAUUGACUGAAGAAAAAAAACGAGAAGAAGAUGCAAAAUCGUGUUCUUUCCGAUGAGUUUGCACUCCUAAAAGAACUGAUGAUCUCCAGCCUCCAAGAACUUUGUAUCGGUUGACAUUUUUCCAUAUAAAUGGCUGAACUAAUGAGCAUCAGCUUAUGGUUGUGUUAUCAGUGAUAUUAAUUGACCCCAAACUUGUAUGCAUUUUUCUCAAUGCUUUCAUCUCGUCUCCCAAACAUGGCACAGUACCAGCUGCACCCUCUGCUCAUUUUUCUUUCAAUGAUACUGCAGCUACCUAUUUGUUCUUUUA